GCACUGAGAGGACACCAAAACCUAGCCUUUUUGCUCUCCCACUGCUCUUCCCUCCUGUUCGGCUGCUGCUUCCUCACACCGCCCAGGUAGCUCCACCGCCGGUAGCUCGCUAUACCCACCUUCUCCGCCGUUUCCUUCCUUCUCGUGCAGGGGAGGUGCAGAAACACCCUAGAUCUCUCCCGCGAGAGCGCAUGGCGUCCUCCUCCGAUGAGCAGCCCAAGCCGCCCGAGCCUCCCGCGGCCGCCGUGGCUGUGGCCACCGCCGCGCCGCAGUCCCACGCAGAGUGGGCCGCCUCGAUGCAGGCGUUCUACGCCUCCGCGGGUCAUCCCUACGCCGCCUGGCCCGCGCAGCACCUGAUGGCAGCGGCGGCGGCGGCGGCCUCAGGGUCACCGUACGGCGCGCCGGUGCCGUUCCCCAUGUACCACCCGGGGGCCGCCAUGGCGUACUACGCCCACGCGUCCAUGGCCGCGGGUGUUCCUUACCCGACUGCUGAAGCUGUCGCCGCCGCGGCUGCCGCUGCGCCAAUUGUGGCAGAAGGGAAGGGCAAGGCUGGCGGUGGCGUAUCGCCUGAGAAGGGCAGUUCUGCUGCGCCCUCUGGCGACGACGCUUCACAGAGCUGUGAAAGCGGCAGCGAUGAGUCUUCAGACACGAGAGAUUAUGACACUGACCAAAAGGAUUCGUCUGCACCUAAGAAGAGAAAAUCUGGUAAUUCCUCCGCGGAAGGUGAACCGUCUCAAGCUGCUGCUGUUCCAUAUGCUGUUGUCGAGUCACCAUAUCAGUUGAAGGGGAGGUCUGCCUCAAAGCUUCCAGUUUCUGCGCCUGGACGGGCAGCACUUCCCAAUGCCACGCCAAAUCUGAACAUAGGGAUUGAUCUUUGGAGUGCUUCUCAAUCCUUAGCUAUGAUCCCAGUGCAGGGGGAAGCAAAUCCUGGGUUGGCGCUUGCCCGAUGUGAUGGUGUUGGUCAACUGGAUGAGCGUGAAAUGAAAAGGGAGAGGCGAAAACAAUCUAAUAGGGAGUCUGCAAGGAGAUCAAGGUUACGCAAGCAGCAAGAGUGCGAGGAAUUAUCCAGGAAGGUUGCUGAGCUGACAACAGAGAACAAUGCCCUCAGAACUGAGCUUGACCAGCUUAAGAAGGCCUGUGAAGAUAUGGAAGCACAGAAUGCACGACUAAUGUCUCAGGAACCUGCUGCGGUCACAACCACACUGGGCAUGAGCAUCGCAGUGCCAAAAAUGCAGCAGCAUGAAGAUGAGGGUAAGCUUCAUAAGAAGGCUAAUAAUAACAGCAAUGGGAAGUACGUAGGUGGCAGCCGCAAACUGGAGGCUAACCCUAGAUGAGAGACCCCACGAGGGAGUGACAGAGAUGAGAUGUGGUGUUUCUUUAUCUAACCACAACACCCAUCAUCGAUUCAGUGUGCUUGUAGCAAAGAUGUUUUAGCCCACUUCUCACAGCUCACUGGGGCCCCUGUGUAGAGUUGCCCCUGUCGCAGCCAUGUAUUAUUUAUGGCUCGUCUCCGAGAAGAAUGUGUAAACUGAUUGGUGUACCUAGAGCUUAGAAAUUUUAUGUUUGCUAACUUUCCACGAGGAUUCUUAUAACUUGCCAAUUUGAUGGCCGGAUGCGUAACAAAUAACCUUGACACUAUGUCUCGCACUUUCUCUUAACAAGUUGAUGCAUUUUUA
Messenger RNA from Hordeum vulgare subsp. vulgare (domesticated barley), 1676 nucleotides. RefSeq names its product DNA-binding protein EMBP-1-like. The transcript has 9 exons. Bases 192 to 1334 code for a protein of 380 amino acids. Gene Ontology annotation, cellular component: nucleus. Lineage: Eukaryota; Viridiplantae; Streptophyta; Magnoliopsida; Poales; Poaceae. Gene Ontology annotation, biological process: regulation of DNA-templated transcription. Gene Ontology annotation, molecular function: sequence-specific DNA binding; DNA-binding transcription factor activity. The record is from RefSeq and is a predicted model, not a curated record.